AUGGACUAUACUCAGAACAUCAUGAAGAUCCCGGAUUUGCCCCAAAGCUUGAAAUGUAUUUCGAUGGGCACAAAAUAUGCUCUCGAACCGCGACCACUCCCCCAGGUGCGGAAAGGGCAACCAGCUCCCUACCUUGGUCUACGAUCUAGGCUGUCCCAGAUCUGGCUCAAUUGUUGGACGGCAUUAUUAAUCCUCGUGUUGGCUCGGCUUGUUAUGCUCAUCUCCGGUCUCAACGAGAACAUCACUGAUGCGAAGGACAAAGCACUCUCUGCUUGCACAAAGGUGGAGGAUAUAGGUAGCGCUAUGGCAUCUAUGCCGCAUUACCUCUCGCACGGAGUCAACAAACUGGCUGUAGAAAGUAUUGCCCGCGAGGUCAGCGGCAUGGUGAAUAUGCUUCUGUUGGUUCUCACCGUCGUCGAGAACAUUAUUUACUUCGCUAUCAGCUUUCAUGUUGGAACGUAUGUCUGCCUCAUCGCCGCCUUCGUUUACGGUGCGUUCGACGUUGGCAUUGGCGCCGCGGACGCCAUGGCUGAGCAAAUGAGCAACGCCAUCGGCAAGAUUACCGAAGGCCUCAACGACGAGGUCAACAAGUUUCAGAACACAAUCAACGAUUUGACAAGCAACUUUAAUAGAGGGGCCAGCCUCGGCGGUCUCCUGGGCGGCAAUUUUGUUACCCUGCCCAAGUUAGAUAUCUCUGGCAGCCUGGGUGAUCUGAAGAGCAUCCAUAUCGACAGUGGCGAUUUCGUACACAGUCUCAAGGACAUGAAAGAAAAGACGCCAUCCUUUGACGACGUGCAAAACUUCACCAAGCGGACCAUCGCCGUUCCUUUUGAUCUCGUAAGGAAGGAACUCAAUCAAAGCUCUGGCGCGUGGCUGCCGCCAAAUGAUAUGUUCCCGCUGGCACCAAAACAGUCGUUGUCGUUCUGUUCCGACAACACGGCUGUCCUCGACUUUUUCAACGGGCUAUAUAGGAUCGUGCACCGCGCCCAAGUUGCGUUCCUCGUGAUCGUACCAAUUCUCGCCUUGCUUGCAUGCGUUCUUAUGGCGUUAUUGGAAGCUAGGCGGUACUAUAACCAAAAGAAGCUUGCUCAACAGAUGCUUGAUGGGGAGUACGACGCCAUGGACGCUCUCUACCAAGGAUCUCGUCCACUUUCAUCUGCCUUGGGCCUGUGGAUCGGAAGCAAGCUGAAGGGGAGCGAUCGUGAGUAUCUCGCGAGGUGGGCCUGGGCCUAUGCGACAUCUACGCCUGCGCUUUUUGUGUUUUGGCUGGCAGUUGCUGGCCUGCUUUCCUGUCUUUGUCAGCUUAUCAUUUUUCAGCUGGUAAAGAAGGAGGCGCCUGUGUUGAUCAACAGGGUCAGCGAUUUUGCCAAGGACGUGGUGAACACCCUUGAUGGGGUGUCGACCAGGUGGGCCACCGACGCAAAUAAGGUCUUGGUCAAGCAUACCGACGACAUCAACACCAAGCUCCUCAGCAACGUAAAGACGGUAACUUCGGCAGUCAAUAAUACACUCAGUACUUUCCAGACCGAGAUGAACAGGCGAUUGGAUGACGUCUUCAAAGGCACUGUACUGCAUAAAGUCGUCAAGGACGUGGUUCGAUGUCUGCUGGGGCUCAAGAUCGAGGCGGUCGAAAACGGAAUAAAGUGGGUCAACGAACAAGCACAUUUUUCCUUCCCGCUCUUCCCCCGAGAUUUGUUCAGCUCUGGGGCGCAGCAAGCCAUCUUGGGCGAUUCGAGCAUGACUUCGUUUCUCUCAAGCCCAUCCACUGUAACGACCGAUGAGAUCUCUGCGGCUGUGUACCAGGUCAUCAACCGCCUGCGAAAUGGAAUGAUCCGUGACGCACUCAUCUCGGCCGGCUUGCUGCUGGUAUACCUUGUUUUUGUGCUGGUGGGUGUGAUUCGCCUACUAUUCAACAUCAAGGGACCCACAAGACCCGUUGGCAGUACUACAGCCAACGCAUGCAAUACCCAUUUCACGAUUGAGACUUUGCAGCAUAAGAACUGGUGCACCAAGAGACCCCACCACAAGCGCACACAGACUAGCCCCGCGGACAACGGUCUCGUGACUUUGUCGCAGGAUGAAAUGCUGCUAUUCUAUCAAUGCUAUCUUAUGAAUAAAGACGGACAGUGGGGUUACGGCCCUAAAUCUCGGAGGUACGGAGACAUGUGA
Molecule: messenger RNA, 2169 nt
Organism: Pyricularia pennisetigena
Lineage: Eukaryota; Fungi; Ascomycota; Sordariomycetes; Magnaporthales; Pyriculariaceae
Exons: 2
Coding region: 1-2169 (722 amino acids)
Cellular component (GO): mating projection tip
Source: RefSeq, a predicted model, not a curated record